UCUCCUCUCCCAGCCAUGCGCGCUUUGUGCUCUCCCGCCACUUCCGGCGGCGCCUCGCUCCCGGCGCUCACUUCCGCUUCCGCCACCUCCUCCUCGCUGCUGCCGCCGAGCCCGGGAGAACCGCGCGCGCUCGGGACUCUUCCGGUCUCACUUCCGCUUCCGGUCGGGUGGCCAGGCCGGCUGAGGGGAGCGAAGCGGCGGCGGCGGCUCCGGGCCCUGCUCGGCUCCCGGAGCCCGCUCCUCUCCCUCCCUCUGCCUUCACACCGCCCUUCGCCGCCGCCGCGCUUCUCCCCGUGCUCGGUUGUGCCGCUGCCCGGGGCCGAGGCGGUGGCACUGCCCCCGAUGAGGAUGGAGGCCCGGGAGGCGGCGCGGGCCCGGCCCGGCCCGGCCUUCAAGGGCUUGGGCACCGAGAGUAAGUUUUUCCCCCCCAAACUCAGCAGCUUCUGCUGCCCUGCCGGGAACUCCUCCUGCUCCCUCAGCUACGCCCCAGAAAUUCCCGAAAGGUUCCCGGGAGCCAACGGGCAGUGGAGGAGCUCCAAGCCCCGGGGGAGCCGAGGCUCCUUCCUGGAGACCCGCAAAAAUUCCAGCGGGAAUUGCGGCACUUUUGGGGGAAAAGGUUCCCUCCACGGAGCCUCCUUCCCCCUGAAGCCGGCCCAGAGCCCCUCCUGGAGCCGCCGCAGCCCCAAGAAGGCCCCGCGGCGCUUCCUGAGCGCGGCCGAGGAGACGGUGCGGGAGGAGGAGCGGGAGAUUUACCGGCAGCUGCUGCAGAUGGUGACCGGGAAGAGAUUCUCCAGCUGCAAACCCUCCCCGCUGCUCCCCUUCCACCUCUCCCGCUGUUCCCGUUCCGGCCCCUCCCUGUCCCAAGAGGUUCCCAGGGAUGAUCCCGAGGCGCUGGAAACUCCAAAAAUUCCGGGUCCUGUUCCACAUCCUCCAGAGCCACCCAGGAAUUCCCAAAAUUCCCCCCUGGGUCCCUUCCCAGGCUUUCCUGGGGGGUUCCAGCCCCGGAAUUCCACGGCCUCGCAGCAGCGGGAGGAGGAGCCCGUGGCCAGGGUGGAGAGUGAAGGGUCAGAUUCUGUCAUUUUGCUCAAGGUGAAGGAUUCCAGAACUCCAGCUCCAAGCCUCCCCUUUUUCCAGGCUGAGCUAUGGAUCAAAGAGCUGACAAGUGUCUACGAUUCCCGGGCCAGGGAGAGGUGGAGACAAAUCGAGGAGCAGAAAGCCUUGGCCCUGCAGCUCCAGAGCCAGCGUCUCCAGGAGCGGGAGCGCUCCGUGCAGGACCUGGUGGAUCUGCACCUGCGCGUGCCCCUGGAGAAGGAGAUCCCGGUGUCCGUGGGGCCGGAGGAACCGGAGCCAGCCCGGCCCGGCCAGGGCGACGAGGAAUUCCCGGAGAUCACCGAGGAAAUGGAGAAGGAAAUCAAGAGCCUCUUCCGAGGAGGGAACCAGGACGAGGUGCUGAGCGAAGCUUUCCGCCUGACCAUCACCAGGAAGGACAUCCAGACCCUCAACAACCUCAACUGGCUCAACGACGAGAUCAUCAAUUUCUACAUGAAUUUACUGAUGGAGAGGAGCAAGGAGAAGGAUUUGCCUGCCGUCCAUGCCUUCAACACCUUUUUCUUCACCAAAUUAAAGACUGCAGGCUACCAGGCUGUGAAAAGAUGGACAAAAAAAGUGGAUAUUUUCUCCGUGGAUCUGCUCCUGGUGCCCAUCCACCUGGGAGUGCACUGGUGCCUGGCUGUCGUGGAUUUCAGGAAAAAAACCAUCACCUACUACGAUUCCAUGGGAGGGAUCAACAGUGAGGCCUGCAGGAUCCUGCUGCAGUACCUGAAACAAGAAAGUUUGGACAAGAAAAGGAAGGAAUUCGACACCAAUGGAUGGGCCCUGCUGAGCAAGAAGAGCCAGGAGAUCCCGCAGCAGAUGAACGGCAGCGACUGCGGGAUGUUCGCCUGCAGAUACGCCGAGUGCAUCUCCAAGGACAAACCCAUCAACUUCACCCAGCAACACAUGCCUUACUUCCGGAAGAGGAUGGCCUGGGAAAUCCUGCACAGAAAGCUCCUCUGAUGCCAGAAAAAUCCUGAAAUUCCAUGGAUUUGGAUCACAAGAAUCCCGGGAUUCUCCUCGGGACACCGCUGAGGAACUCCGGGUCCUGCUCUUCCCAAACCUUCCCCUGGAUUUGGGGGGAAUAGAAAAGUUUGGAAGCACAGCUGGGAUUUUUUGGAGUUUUUUCCCCUCUUCUGAGAUUGCAGGAUGGAUUUGCCUGCUUUUCCAUCUGCUGGGAUGGGGUAAUUUGGGAAUUUUGGGCUUUUUGGAGCUGGAUUUUCAGGGAAAGGGAGGCACCUCCACGGAUUUGGG
Messenger RNA from Prinia subflava (tawny-flanked prinia), 2346 nucleotides. It is a transcript of the gene SENP1, whose product is annotated as SUMO specific peptidase 1. Gene Ontology annotation, molecular function: deSUMOylase activity. The record is from RefSeq and is a predicted model, not a curated record. Gene Ontology annotation, biological process: protein desumoylation; proteolysis. NCBI's taxonomy places the organism in Eukaryota, Metazoa, Chordata, Aves, Passeriformes, Cisticolidae. Gene Ontology annotation, cellular component: nucleus.